CAACACAGGAAACACAUAGCACGUAGCACAAAACACAGGGUUUAAAAGUGUAGUAGAGGACAGCAGUCUGUAAUCGGCUGCAGGACCGGCGAUUUUGGGAUAAAAUUAAGCAAGUUCGUAGCUGCUUCCUUUAGCAUGACCAGUAACGACUAGGUUCAGUUAACUUGAAACUACCUAACCUAGCCUAGCCUAGCUUAGCCUAGCUGACUAACUGACGCUAGGUAGCGUUAGCUAAUGAACUAAUGAGCUAACCAGGUGUAUUAUAGUGGAAGAAUAGAGGCGGACAGGGGAGCAGAAGCCUGAUAUCUUCAGUCAUUUUGAUUUAUGGAGAGAAGAGGUGGCGAUAAAGCGGGAUAAAUAAUUAUAGAAGAGCGGAAAUGUGGGUUUAGCCGGACAUGCUGUUGCCAAUGGCGACAUGGACGCUCAGGCUGCUCUGAUUUACUCUCUGCGGGCUGAGCUGAACACUGCAGGGAGGAGAUGAGUUUAAAGCAGCAGAAGAAGAAGGGGCUGAGGGGGUCAGUUGAUGACGUGUUGGGGGAUCUCUUGGGAGACAGUGAUGAUCCUCCCAAGAAGACCAGAUCUCCCGCUGGAGUCCUACCAUCACGCAGCAGCAAGAGGUCUCUGCUGGAUGAUGAUGAUUUCUUCAGUAAAUUGGCGGAGGAGGCGGAGAAAGAUGAUGAGGGUUCUGAUGUGUCUGAGGCAGAUCCAAAGGCUUUGUUGGAGAGUAUGAAGGACAUUGAUGAUAUGGAUGCGGAUCUGUUUGGCUCAAAGAAAAAGCCCAGCUCAGCCCCAGCACAGAGUAAAGCCUCUGGAGCAUCCAAACCACCAGCCAAAGCAGCAGCUGGAGCCUCAGGCGAUCACUCACCAGAACCUGUGGAGAGGAAGCCCAGUUCUGCACCAGCAGCUCCAGUUAGAGGCUUAAAGAAAUUCAGCUUCAUGGAUGAUGAUGAUGGUGAGGCUGUUGAAACUUCUCAGGCCAAACAAGAUGACAUGGACGACCCUCUGGGUGACCUUCUAGAUGAUCUGGAGUCUAAUGAGCGUAAGAGUGCACUCUCAGAGAAAACAAGAAAGCCUCUUUCAUCGUCCCCAGCCCUGCAAAAGAAAGAGGAAAUGGCCUCUCCUGCCCCUACACCAAAGAAGCGGGAAGAGUUGACCUUUGACGAUGAUGAAGAUGAUCUGAUAGAUGCUCUGGGAUUCAGUGACACCCCAAAAGUGAGAGGCAGUGCACUCACCCCCAAAAAAGAGAGUGAGGCUCCUCAGAGAGCACGUACCAGACUGGAUGAGAUCCUAGGCAUUGGAACGUCCCCACGCCUCCUCGAGAGACCAUCUACCGGUGAGAAGAAGCAGACGGCACAGCCCGAGAGACCAGCGGAGAAAACCUCAGAGAAGCAGCAACAGAAAAGUGCUGGAAAAGACUCUGUGUUUGAUGAAGAGGAGUUCACCUUUGGCUCUUAUCAGCCCACUGUAGUGUCCACGCCUGAAGGACGGCAGUCCCGCAGACAGUCUGUUCGAUUCUCCACCGAAGAUGUCAGCUCCCAAUCCCCUGACCGCCGGCCCAAACCCACCACUCCCUCCACCCCAACCACAAUACGGCCCGGCCGGCCCGGCUCGGACUGGCUCGGCCUUAAACAGGAUGACAGUGACAAAGAGGAGGAGGAGAAGGGCGAGGAGAAUGAGGCUGCAGAAGCACCGGACACUCUAAAGCCCCCUCCUUCACCCUCAUAUGGGGCAGCAGUAAAGCCCCCCACCCAAAUAUCCAAGCCCAAUGAGGAGCUCAGGGUAGCUCCAUCCUCUCCAAAAACGACCAAACCUGCUGGAUCCCAGCCUGAGCUGAAGCUGGAAGAGGAACCUGAGAAAGACUGGCUGGCCGGAGCGCUGAACAAGAGAAAAACUCACAGCGUAAAACAGUCGGAGGAGAGAGAGAAGAAGCAGGAGGAAAUUCUGGGCCACAGCGAAGAGAUAAACCUGGACUCGUUUCACAGCAAGCGAAAUGCCACCUCUACACCACGCAGGCAGCAGGAGGAGGCUCCCACGCCUCGCAGAGAGCCCAGCAGUGAGUCUCUGGUCAUGCCUGCCAGACAGCAGAGUCCCAAACCUGCCCCGGUCUCAAGGAUACAAGCAGCAGACACAGCUGUUCCUCAGCAGAAAACUGGAGGUGAUGGUACUGCAGCUGCACCUUCCACACAGCCACAGGUAACUCUGCCUGCAGAUGGCCUUCAGCAGCUUCUGCUGCAGCAGCAGCUGGCUCAGGCUCAGCUGUGGGGUUUGGGAGGUUCUUUGGAGCUGGGUUCUUUACAGAGACAGAGGAGAGAUGCAGAACAACAGUCUGUGGAAGUAAAUUCUCUCCACGCUAAAAUCAUUCAGCUGGAAGGACAGGUGAGGAGUCUCCAGCUGGAAAAGGAUCAGAUCCAGAUGUUGCUGGACAGUGUCCAACAGAGACAAAAACAGGACACAGAGCUGAUGGAGAACACCCACCGAGCUCGUGUGAAGCUGUUGGAGGAGUCUACGGCCCAGCGGGAGGCUCGGGCGCGGCAGGAGAACGAAGACUUGGCGGAACGCCUGGCUGCAGUGACCCGCAUGGCAGAGCAGGAGAGGGCAGAACUGCAGGCGCAGCACCAACGCAGGCUGGCACAGUGCCAGCAGGACCGGGACCGGGAGGUGGAGAGACUCCGAGACCUUCAGAGGAAGUCCAUACUGGAGAUGAAGAAAGACCAUGAGGAGCAGGUGCAGAGACUCAGGAGGCUAAAGGAUGAAGAGAUUGAUGCUGUGACCAGCGCCACCUCACAGACUAGGUCCCUGACUGUGGUGAUCGAGCAGAUGGAGCAGUUCUCUCACAGGCUGGGUGAUCUGUCGUCUCGUGUGGAGAGCACUCAUGAAAACACAACACAGGGUCUGGAGCUGGGGGCCAGGCAGAGAGACGAGCAGCUCAGAGUUCUGCAGGAUCGUCUGACGCAGCAGCAGCGGGAGAUGGCAGAGGAGAGAACCCGACUGAAAGAAGUCAUAGCCAAGAUGGACACGCAGCUUGCUGAGCAACAGAGACAGCUCCAGCAGGAGCGCUGGCGGGUGACUGCAGAGCAGGCUAAAGCUGAGUCAGCAUUAAGGGGCCUGGAAGAGGAGAGACGCAGCAUGAUGCAGCACUUCACCAUGGAGAGAGAGGAGCUGGAAAGGGCCAAGUCUGCUCUGCUGGAGGAGCAGCAGGCAGUGAUGCAGCGCUGUGCUGAAGAACGGAGAAAGCUCGCAACAGAGUGGACACAGUUCCACACUCAGGAAAAAGUGCGUCAGGACAGAGCAGAGCGUGAGGCCAGCCGGGCCAUGGAGAGGGAGGCACAUCGAGAGGGCUCAAUCAUCGGCAUCGCACAGGAGCAGGCAGAGCUGAAGCUGCGGGCAGGUGAGCUGAAACAGAGAGAGGACUCACUCCAGCGAGAGCGAGAGAACCUGGAUAAGCUGAGGGAGGAGCUGGAGAGAGAGAAGGAGAAGCUUAGUGCAGCAGCUUUACGACUCAAAAGCCGAGCACAGGAGGUGGAGAGUUUCAGCAAGCUAGCAUCUGAGCGGUACGAGGAGGGUGAGCGGGCUGUACAGGAGGCCAGGCAGGUGGAGUCGGAGCAUCAGUCACGACUGCGCACCAUUCACACCGAGAUGGAGCGACUCAGGAAGCAGGAGCAGAGUCUACAACAGGAGCGAAUGAGUAUGACUGACCAUCGCAGAGAGGUGGAGAGGAUGAGACAAAGCCUUCCCAUCAACCCCUUACCUCUCUCUACUGCACCUUUAUUAGCAGAGUUCUCCCCAGCGCUCGCCAGCACUCACCUGGGUGCUCCAGUGGCUGGUCCUCCUCCUGUAGGGAGCAAUGUCUCUAGCUUUGUUUCUCCAGAACUACAGGCAACACUGGCAUUGCUGCGACACACUGCAGAGAAGGAUCGGGACUUCCUUCAGGAUGAGCAGUUUUUCCUGGACACUCUAAAGAAAGCACCUCAUAACUCAGCCUUCCACACUGCAUGACAAACACAGAUGGGAAAACAAACUUUUGUACUCAUGAAAAUUAUAGAAUAGGUUUUUGUAAUUCAGCUGCAGUGUGUGCCAACACAGUCGGUAUAGUGUUGGAAAUUGUCUGUGGGGAAGUAAUUUCCCAGGCAGGAGCCAUAAAUGUUUACAUGCUCAUAUAUUUUAAAAUGUAGCAUUAAAACUGAAUGUGAAAAAUGCCAUAAAUUUACCAGGUCAGAUAAUUUUGAGUACAUUCAGAGCUGUUAUAUAUGAGGGAACUAGACAGUGGUUGAAAUAUUAAUAGGAACUCAAUAUGGUGUCCUGCCCUUCAACAAAAAGAGCAAAGUCAGCUUGUUGGUUAGGGUCAACGUUUUAGUGGGGAAAAAAUUCUCGAUGUGCAGAUCUGCGCAAGUGCAGUAGCCAGAACAACCAUAAUUUAAAAAUAUGUUUUUAAGAUGGUAAUUGGGCCUUUAAUUUGAGCAUGUUUGGCACUCCAUGUUCAUAGAUAUAAGAGCUUGGCCAAAUGCGUAGUGGAAAUGACUGCUUUGCUGGAGGGAUGGCUGCCGAGUAAACAGUGUUGUACAAGGCCUUUCUGAAGCUCUGCAUGUGGGACACUAGAGUGCGAAAAAUAAACACAAUAGUCUCUGAACAUA
Astyanax mexicanus (Mexican tetra) is the source of this 4631-nucleotide messenger RNA. RefSeq names its product fas-binding factor 1 homolog. The transcript has 30 exons. Gene Ontology annotation, biological process: establishment of epithelial cell polarity; cilium assembly. The record is from RefSeq and is a predicted model, not a curated record. Gene Ontology annotation, cellular component: ciliary transition fiber; centriole; ciliary basal body. Lineage: Eukaryota; Metazoa; Chordata; Actinopteri; Characiformes; Acestrorhamphidae. Bases 478 to 3996 code for a protein of 1172 amino acids.